Strongylocentrotus purpuratus (purple sea urchin) is the source of this 3725-nucleotide messenger RNA. RefSeq lists its product as uncharacterized. The record is from RefSeq and is a predicted model, not a curated record. Lineage: Eukaryota; Metazoa; Echinodermata; Echinoidea; Camarodonta; Strongylocentrotidae. The coding region runs from base 36 to 431 and encodes 131 amino acids. The transcript is spliced from 3 exons.
UAGCUCGCCUACCAGCGGCAAAAACUUAACAGAUCAUGAAGCAAAUUAUCACCAGCCUAGUCUCUAUCUCAGCCGCCCUGCUGUUGUUCGUGCUCAUCAGCGAAUACACACCCAGAUGCAACGGGCAAGUGCACCACAGAUUCAGCGGGUGGAGGCCCGGUGGAAAAAAACGCUCCGACGCCGCAGAAGUCAACUCGAACAAGAUCACCAUUGAAAGACCACAACUACCUAUUUGCCAGACGACAGAAGAACGACAACUACUUGAAGGGGAUUCCGAUAUUCUGGGCGAUUUGAGGAGAGCGGCAAAUAGGAUGAGACUUCUACAACUCUUCAACCUGUCAAAGACUCGCCUGAAUGACUUGAAUGAUGCGACAUCGAAUGAAGUUGAUGAGAGACCUGUCUAUGGAGACUAUCUCGGAACAGGAUUAUAGGAGACACCGUUUCUUUCACAUUUGCAUAAAUAGCCCUUUUUUCAAUAUCUAAGUUUAACAUAUGAACUCAUGCAUUUUUUAGUAUACAGGUGCAAUGUUAAGGAUACAUAUGUUUCAGCAAAUAGCUUCUUUUUUCUUCAAAACUUUCAUCAUAGGUCUUCUUGAUACCCUCGCAUAAAAAGCGGAAUAAACCUGCUGCUUUUUGCAUCAAUCAUAAAAACAAGGGAAUGUUUUCUUCUGAUUCAAGACUGUAUGUAGUCACAUGAUGAACAAUUGAGAAUUGAAUUCGAUUUAUAUAUACGUUUACUAAAUUUAUUUAAGUCUGAAUGCUUUUUAGACAGAGCUCUGUAGAAUAGGUUGAAUAAGCUUUCAUUUUAAGCAAUUCGUAUUAGAAGCUAUAUUACCAAUUAUAAUUUUAUUCAUCGAUCGUGAACCUGAUUAAAAUGUCCUACAGUUUCUCUAAAUGUCUCUAAUCCAGUCAUGCUCUUUAUCAUCGUCCACGAAUACAUCAUUUUGUGUGCUUUUAAUGUUCUCCACGAAAACACCCAUGUGAUGAUAUGUAAUCAAGUUCCGAUUAAUAUUUAUCGGCCGUGUAUUAUUUAAUAAUAUUCAGAGCAGCAUUAAUUCAAUGUGUGAACAUAUAAGUGAAAUCGAUACUGGUGUAUAUAUUUGUACAGGUGUAGUUACAUAAGCACUUCAGUGUGUGGAUGGAAGAAGUUUCGUGAUUCAAAAUAAAUCAAGAAAUUAAAUGAGGAGAGUUCAUACGCAUCAAAAUCGAUGAAGGCAAAAUAUAAUAAAGUUAAAUUAGAUUUAUUACGUAUAUACUGUAGUCGCUCCGCAUGUUUAGAUAUUUAGAAACAAACGAGGUAAAAGGGGGAUAGAGAGUGAGAGAGAGAGUGUGUAUGAGAAAGAGAGAGAGAGAGAGAGAGAGAGGAGAGAGGAGAGAGAGAGGUUUGCCCGUUCUGCGGCAAUUAUCCAAAGAUUAAGCGCAAUCGCCGUCCUAUGUGACAUAAUUAUAUAAUACCUAUUGGAAAUAAUCAACACAGAUGCAUGGCCUAUAUAGUAAUCACUUGGAAUGGAUUAAUUGAUAAACAAUGUUUGAAAUAAGAAGUGUGGUUAUUCAUUUAUUUAUUUAUCUAUUUAAAUAUCCAUACAAAUAUCUAAUUAGUUUAAUUUCGAUGCAUUAGAGUAGAGUUGUAAUAGCAAUUUAAAGGAUUUCAACCAAAAACAUGUGCUUCAUGAUUGGAUUUUUUUUUCCCCCUUACACUCAGUAGAUUUAUUUUCUUUCUUUGUUUCUCUAAUUCUUUCAUUCAUCCCCCAUGUCAUCGAAUAUGCCUGAUAAGACCCCUCCCCCUCUUUCCUCUAAAUUCAUUCCAGUGAUUUUAGUAAGGAAGAUAUGAAGAAUCUAAGGAAGAUAUGAACAUGGUUUAUGUACUGUGAGCAGUGAGGUGAGGUAAUGUUUUCUCUCCUUUUUUCACGAUGCAAUAACACUACAUUAUCCUAGCGUCAUUACCCUAGAACAAGUGCUGUAAUAUAAUUGCUACGUUAUGACUUUGACGGUUAAGGUUGACUCCACCCACCCCUUCCCCUUGUUUUAAUAUCAAAGUAUACUUUCCCUCCCCCUCUCAAUAUCUAUAUAUCUCCUAUAUUUAUAUCCUAGACAUGUUACUUAACUUUCAAGUCUGUUUAAGUUCUGGAAAGUCGAAUCAUUAUUUCAAUCACUAAAAUCUUCAACAGUCAAGUGGCGCCGAGACAUUGAGCUCCUAGCCCACCCCCUACAUGAAUGCAUCAAGGCAUUUGCAGAGGCCCCUUAAACAUUUUUAAAACUCGUCAUCUCUCCCUGAAUUUAUAUACAGUAAUAUUAUACGCAUUCUUUUAUAUUCGUCGUUCACACCUCCACGACGUAUACCUCACUUCAAAAAUGUUACCUGAUGUACCUCGUAUUUGUAUCUCUCUCCGUAAAGAAUCCCCAUAGAAAUGAUAUUCCUCUUCAAAAAUGUCAAGUGUACUACUUGACUUUCGUGUAGUUAUAGUCUAGAGACCACUUAUAUUCCCGGUGUUUUGAUACAAUACAAUCGCAACUAUUCUCGAAAGAUCAACUCAACGGUAAUUUCAACACCCUAUUAUACAUCGCAUAAAAAUCAUGUUCUGAUCACGAAGUACGUCACUGCAUGUUCACACAAUUCAAAAGGUGACGCACAGGACUAUUGGAAUGGCCUUAGGUAGAUUUCUCCGAAGUAAUGGUGAUCGUGUUACCCUUGAAAUCAUGACAUUUUGCUACAUCAAAAUGAGUUUUAUCGCCAUUAUCCCACUAUCUAUCGCUUGGGUGAAAAAGGUGGCGCCCACUGAUGACAAUCAAGUUUCACGCCUAUAAUUAUGCUUCGACGGCAAUUGCUCUUUAGCGUCUAUUUUGUACAUUAAUCGAAUUUAAAUGUUAAACCUGGAUCAAUAGUAUACCUAACCCCAAACCUCAACAUGUACCUAACCUAAAACCUAAGUGUAACCCCAACACUAACUAUACAAACUGUUUACUUGACGAAAUUGACCCUGCGUCAGUUUUGUAUUAUAACUGAAUUCUAAAUGCCAAAUCUGGAAAACGUACUAUACAUAACCCUAACCUUAAACCUAACCUAAAAACAAAAGUUCAACCCUGACUCAAACUUAUUUAUCUUUGACGAAAUGAAUUAAAGCCUGGAGCAAUCGCCUGAGCAUUAUGCCUGAGGACGGAUAAUCAGUCACCUUUAUUGCCUCCCUCCUAUGUCCCCGUAUAAUAUUAAAGUUACCAUUUCAGGAAAUACUAACGAGGAGAGCGGUGCGUGAAGAAAGAAAAUGAUUGUAUUUUUUUAUGAUGUAAUACAUGUUUCGCGUCUUCAUUUUGAUGCGAAUUACUUAAAUGGGAUAUUAUUAUUAGUGGAGAUUUCCUUACAGGUAAAUUCGCUGUUCUAAACACGAAGCAAAUCGCAAAUAUUCUACAUUUCUAACACUUUGCCGAAUAUAGAUUUAUGAAAAGUGCUAAUGAAAGAUUGCAAGGUUAUUAUCGCAUUGUACUUGAUGACGGCUUGUAAUUUUAUCGAAGAAGUCUGUAAAUAUUCUUAGAUUUUGUUUCACGUGUGCAGAACGAUACGCAUUGUCCAUCAUAAUGUAUUUAUUUUGUGGUACAAAUCACGGUAGAGUUAACGCUUUUUUUCAUGCACCUUUGUAUUCCCUUUUGGUUAUGUUAGCCUCUCCUGUCACAGCAUUAAUCUUGGGAAAAAGAAAAAAGAAAGUAAUAAAAAGGUCAAAUCUAGACUUCUA